This is a messenger RNA of Portunus trituberculatus (swimming crab), 3114 nucleotides long. RefSeq names its product complex I assembly factor ACAD9, mitochondrial-like. The record is from RefSeq and is a predicted model, not a curated record. The transcript is spliced from 12 exons. NCBI's taxonomy places the organism in Eukaryota, Metazoa, Arthropoda, Malacostraca, Decapoda, Portunidae. Bases 145 to 2118 code for a protein of 657 amino acids. Gene Ontology annotation, molecular function: acyl-CoA dehydrogenase activity; flavin adenine dinucleotide binding.
AAGAUCACAGCAGGUAGUAAAAGGAGUGUGUGUUUGUUGGCACUGUGCCGCUGCCCGCUGUUACGUCACCGUUUGGUCCGUCACGCGACUGGCACCGCUCUCUAAACCCACAGUGAGUGCUGCCCGUGAUCUCCUGCCGCAGGGAUGUUGCUGCCGUGCCGUUUGCUGAGUAGUGUAGCGCCCCAGCGGCUAUGGGUGGGUCUGGGAUCACGGGUGACAGGGUCUGUUAACUCCCUGACCUCCUUCAGAGCCAUCAACACCUCACCCAAGGACGCCUCCACGCCUGCUGUCCAGCAUGCAGAUGAGGAGAAUACUUCCACUGAAGCUGCUAAACUGAAAAAGCCUAAACGUGCACCCUUCAUUAAGAACUUAUUCCUUGGCAGGUUUGACAAGAGUGUUCUGGAGUUUCCUGAGGUGCUGGACCAAGAUCAGCAUGAACUGCUGCAUGAAAUGGUUGUUCCCAUUGAGAGAUAUUUCUUAGAACAAGUGGAUGGACCCAAGAUAGACAGAGACGCAAAGAUCCCUGAGGAAACCCUACAAGGCCUCAAGGAGCUGGGUCUUUUUGGGCAGCAGAUCCCUCAGGAGUAUGGAGGUCUGGGUCUCGGGGCCACAGAGUAUGCCAGGAUUGCUGAGAUCACCUCCCUGGAUGGAUCAAUUGCUGUCACCCUAGCAGCUCAUCAGGCCAUUGGUCUGAAGGGCAUUUUGAUUUGUGGAACAGAUGCACAGAAGGAAAAGUAUUUACCUCAGUUGGCCUGUGGUGACUGGACAGCUGCUUUUUGCCUGACAGAGCCCAGCAGUGGGUCUGAUGCCGCCUCUAUCCAGACUCGUGCCACACUCUCUGAUGAUGGAAAGACUUGGCUGAUCAAUGGAAGCAAGAUCUGGAUAUCUAAUGGAGGUUUUGCUGAUCUCAUGACUGUGUUUGCCAAGACCACAGAGAUACUGCCCUCUGGAGAGAAGAAGGAUAAAGUCACAGCCUUCAUUGUAGAAAGAUCCUUUGGUGGAGUCAGCAGUGGUCCACCAGAGGACAAACUUGGGAUUCGUGGAUCAAACACUUGUGAGGUGUUCUUUGACAACACUCCUGUACCGGCGGAGAAUGUUUUGGGUGAAGUGGGUGGCGGCUUCAAGGUGGCCAUGAACAUUCUCAACUCAGGUCGCUUCUCUAUGGGCAGCUCUGGAGCAGGAAUGUUGAAGAGGCUCCUUUCAUGGAGUAUUGACCAUGCCGUUAAUCGCAAGCAGUUUGGAAACUAUCUCUCAGAGUUUGCCAUGAUCAAAGAGAAGUUUGGACGCAUGAGUGCUAAUAUUUAUGCCAUGGAAUCAAUGGCUUACCUAACUGCAGGCAUCUUGGAUGGUCAGGAAGACCCGGACUGUUCUGUGGAAGCUGCUAUUGUCAAGGUUUUCAGCUCUGAGGGUGCUUGGAAGUGGUGCUCUGAGUGCCUGCAGGUCCUGGGUGGUUUGGGCUACAUGAAGUCUUACCCAUUUGAGCGCUACCUUCGAGAUGCCCGUAUCCUCUUGAUCUUUGAAGGAACCAAUGAGAUUCUCCGCUUAUUUAUUGGACUCAGUGGGCUUCAGACUGCUGGAGGUGAACUUCGUGAGGUUGUUCAGAAGCUUCGUAAUCCAUUAAUGAACCCCGGAUUUAUUAUUGGAAAAGGCAUCGAGAGAUUCCGCCAACAGAAAGAUAACCCCAAGCUUGACCUGGACAUAGCAGGCCACCUUCACCCCACCCUGCAGCCAUCAGCACAGCUUUUAGAGUACUGUGUGAAAAGGUUCCAGUAUAGUGUGGAGAUGGUGCUGGCCAAGCAUGGACAGGCUGUAGCUGCUCCCAAAAACCAGCUGGAUGUCGCACGCUUAGCUGACUGUGCUAUUGACCUGUAUGCCAUGACAGCUGUCCUGAGCCGCGCCUCACGUGCAUACUGUAUAGGCCUGAAAAAUGCUGCUCAUGAGAUUCAGCUUGCCAGUGUGUUUUCGGCAGAGGCAGCAGAACGAAUCAAGACACGAGUAAGGGACUUAGAGAUUGGCCCAGUUCAGAACCAUGAUGAUUUGUAUUCCAGAAUUGCUGACGCUGUUGUAGAAAACAAGGGUUACGUGGCUGAGCAUCCUCUAACUCGCACUUUUUGGUAAGUCGUGUGUUGUAGUUGUGUCUACUUCCCAUGGCACAGUGAUAAUGAGAUGGAUGUAAAUAUUUUUGGUAUUGACGUUCAGAAUGCAAUUAUGUUUAUAAGUGACAUAACAAAUUGUAUAUAUAAACUCAUAUUUUCAUCCAAUAUUUGUAAAUGCUGUUUAGAAUUACUGACUUGUAAGUCUUCAGAAGACUGACAUAAUAUAUUGAACUGAGUGUAUGAUAAUGGUAACUCUUAAGUAAGAAAUUAAUUCUUUUGUCAGGCCAAACCAUUAAGUUGGUGCACAAUAUGACCUAAGUUUUAAUAAAUAUGGGAUUUAUUGAUGUUUGAAAAUUACUAUAUACAAAUAGUAUUUAAUGGAAGUUAAAUAAAUGUGAAGUUAUUGAUUUCAGAGUCAUAUAGAUGUGAAAGUAAGUGUGACAAACAUUGUGUUGUCAGGCAAAGUAGACCAUACUGGUUCUUCCUUUUCUGUCUCAAAGCUCCAAGAGUACUCAUGUGAACUGUCACUAAGAGUGCUUUGGGAGAUGGUUGUCUUUCUUCUAGUUGACUAGUCCUCCAAUUUAAAUAAAUAUUACAUUUUGAAGAUAGUGUGUUCUGAAUACAGUUUACUUCACAAAUAUUGUUGCUAGGUUUUAUUUACUUAGCCUGACUGUUUUUCUUUGACUGCUGUGACCUGAAAUUUGAGGACAGUUGCAUUUACCAUUUAUGUGUGUUACUUCAGAUAAAUUGACACAAAUAUAUGUAUUGAAUAUUACAAUAUCAAGUAAAGUUAAUAUACAUACUAUGAAUGAAAAAAAAAAAAAGGAAAAAUCUUCAUGUAUGCUUGAAAUGAUUAUACUUAAAAAAAAUAAAGGUGAAAUUGAUCUGAGGUCUGUGCUUGACAAGUCGAUAUUCCUUAUUGGUCAACGUUAUAUGAAGCAUACAUGUUGAACUACCUCAAAAGUAUUUUCAUAUAUGGUUUGUACAAUAGUUGUAAUAAAAAUGGACUGAAGGGAAA